Messenger RNA from Scophthalmus maximus (turbot), 1687 nucleotides. It is a transcript of the gene sytl3, whose product is annotated as synaptotagmin-like 3. Gene Ontology annotation, molecular function: small GTPase binding; neurexin family protein binding. The transcript is spliced from 13 exons. Lineage: Eukaryota; Metazoa; Chordata; Actinopteri; Pleuronectiformes; Scophthalmidae. Gene Ontology annotation, cellular component: plasma membrane; exocytic vesicle. The coding region runs from base 122 to 1423 and encodes 433 amino acids. The record is from RefSeq and is a predicted model, not a curated record. Gene Ontology annotation, biological process: exocytosis; intracellular protein transport.
CCUGUCUGAAGCCAAGGGUCCAGGAAAGGGGAGGGUGUUAGAGGGGAGGAGGAGACAGCGGGGAACAAAAAGGAGAGAGUGCAGCAGAGCGGAGGACAGAAGGGGAGGCUGCUGCUCAACGAUGGAUUUAGAUUUUCUUCAGUCUCUGGAGAGAGAGAGGGUCCUGGAGGUUCUUCAGAGAGACAAGCAGCUGCGUCUCAUGGAGGAGGACCGGAUCAGGAGGAUGAAGUGUGAGCUCCAGGAGCUCCGGAGGCGAGGCGCCAAGAGCUGUGCCCGGCAGUACGGCGAGCGGACCUGCGCCCGCUGCCAGAGGCCGCUGGGGAAGUUCUGGAACUCGGGCGACGUGUGCCGCGGCUGCAGCCACCGCAUCUGCAGCAAGUGCCGCGUGGGCGUCGGCGCGGCGGACUGGAAGUGCACGGUCUGCCACGCCUACAGGGACGUGAAGAUCCGGUCUGGAGAGUGGUUCUUGGAGGAAAAAUUCAAGAAAUUUCCAGUCACCGAAAACAAAUAUGAAACAGUCGGGGAGACGCUUUUAAAGACCUACAACGUGCUGAGUCAUAUAUCAGUCGUGCCUCCAACUCCUCCACCACAUUUGGAUCAACAGUUCCUGAGCAGAUCUGGGAGUUUGAAAAACUCCAUACCUUUCACCAAAUCCGUGGAAGAUCUGAUGGUCUCGUUCACCAGUCACAUGAGAAAGAUUUCCACUUCUCAGAGCGAUGUGCAGGGCGGCCUGCUGUACGUCGACGGCGGCCGCAAAGGGUCGUGCGUCACCUUCAGCAGCCAGAAGAGCCUGUCCGACACCGACAUCAACAAAUCGUCCCGCCUCUUUAAAGUCCCGAGUCUUCCAAACCUGUUCAAGAGGAGCAAAGACAGCGACCACGAAGGCUCCUCCACCGGGGCCGAGGAGGAAACUUCCUUCAGUUCUGAGUACUCCGGAGGAAAGAGAGGCAGCAACAGCAGCAUCUGCACCGACGGCGGCCGCUUCGAGAGCAUCGGCGUGGCGGGAGAGCUGGAGCUGGCCCUGGCCUACAGCGGCGACGCCUCCUGCCUGGAGAUCACGGUCGGCGCCUGCAGAAAUCUCUCACACGGAGACGCCAGACGGAGGAGAUGUCACCCAUACGUCAAAUUCUACGUGCUGCCGGAAAAAAGCGGCAAAAUGAAGACGACAGUGAAGAAGAACACGACUGAUCCGGUUUAUAAUGAGGUUUUGAAGUAUCAAAUAGAGCGCCACCUGCUGUUUGGGAAGAGACUGCACGCCUCCGUGUGGCAUUCAGGAACCCUGAGAAGGAAGGUGUUCCUCGGUGAGAUCCUUAUCCCACUGGACGGCUGGAGAUGUGAGGACAAAGCCUCCCAGUGCUUCAACUGGUACCCGCUGUGUCCAAAGGCUGAGGGUCCAGACGGAGGAGCAGCGGAGCAGGACUGAGGGGAACUGCUGGUCAGACUCAAGUUCAGCUCCAACAACCAGGGUGUCUGACUGUGGGACAAGGCCGAGGGCUCGACCGGUCAACGCCCAUUUCUUGAAGGUGAGACCAGGCGUCUCACCUCCUGCUGCUGGAAAGAGUCUCCCGGGCGUCGCUCUCUCUCUCUGAACCUGUGGGACCAAAGCCCCUCCUGCCCCCCGACCGCCCCUCCUGCCCCCGACCGCCCCUCCUGCCCCCCGACCGUCCCUCCUGCCCCCGACCGACCC